Messenger RNA from Exophiala dermatitidis NIH/UT8656, 3563 nucleotides. RefSeq lists its product as uncharacterized. NCBI's taxonomy places the organism in Eukaryota, Fungi, Ascomycota, Eurotiomycetes, Chaetothyriales, Herpotrichiellaceae. The coding region runs from base 1467 to 2048 and encodes 193 amino acids. The record is from RefSeq and is a predicted model, not a curated record. The transcript has 2 exons.
UUUAGGUGUAGUGGGAUUGUGGCUGCAGCCCAGCGCUGUCAACUCAACGGCAUGCCGUCAAUGAUACAUCUUACGCAGGCGCAGAACACCCAGACACUAGGCUGGGACUUCGUUAGCUUGGGACGGGAGAGGCGUCGGAACGCCCUUCUAUCCACCAAGGCGACAACCUUGAGUCUGCCCGAAUGGAAGACACCCAACAGCACGAGACCCGUUGGAAAACCUUUUGCGUCUUGCCGAAAAUCUUAACCACUUCGAGAAUUUCACGGGCGGAGAAGCGUUAGCUGCUGGCCGUCAUGGUGGUGAACACACUAUCGGGAUACAAUCUGCCUUUGGGGUGCGAAGGUGUCAUACCGAAGGCCAUCCGAGAUUUUCGCACCCGGGGGUCCUCCGUGGCCGCUCAGCGUUGCCCUGGUUGGUGGUGUUGAAGGGCAGUCACUUGAUGGCGGCCUCCUUGCAACAUGUGGCACCAGGAGAGCUGACAGUGUGUUGUCACAAAGCGGUCGUGCGACUCUUAUCCCUUAAGCAUAGCCGUCGACACGUGGGCAACAACAAGCGAGCAACGGGAAGGCGGAUGGCUUGAAAUCUUGGAGGGUGAGGGUGUGUUGGUGCCUGGACGGUACCUGAACCAUGUCCUUCUUUCGCCUAGUUGAGCGGCACUGACUGCGGCAUUUUCACGGCGGGCCCUCUGUGAACUCCCAAUCGGCGAGCUUUGGUGCCUGAGAUAGUGCUUGUCCCGGAGGACCCUGGUCAGGAUGGUGUCGAGCGCUGGGAUUGGUGCAAAGUCCACCAACGCAACCUGCAUUAGCUCGAGACCACUUAUCCUUGUGGCGUUGCGCUUGAAGUUCCAUUGGCGGCUCCGGGAUGGAUAUGCAAAAUGCAACAAGCCCAUCGUUUUUCCUCAGCAUGGGCAAAAUCAACGGUUCCACCCCUUUGUUGCCCAGACUCGACACGACACACGUCUUGGGGCGGUCCCAUUGUCGCCCACAGAUUCUGCCAGCUGGUGGACACUACGGAGGUUGACUCUGGACUACUGAUGACCCGGGGACCCCCGUCCACCCAGGGUGGCACUCGCAGUGGCCUGGACAGGCGCCGACAAAGACGCAUGGACGAAAAUCUCUGCCCGAUGCAGGAGGACCCAUCGUGUGGUGCCAGGGCCUCUGGAGUUGAGAUGCUGUGGGCGCAUCGAGGUUUGUUGAUGUGGACAAGAAGGGACCGUGUCGAAAUUACUUAAACCCACGGCCCUUCUCUGUUGUUGCUUUUCGCUUUACGGAACCAUUCGUGUCAAUCCUUCUUUCCAGCCUCCUUCUCUUACGACUCUCGAGCAGGUCUCUGAACAGCAUCAUUCCUUUGCUGCAAGAACCUUUUUGUGUCGACAAACCCACCCACUCCUAUACAGGACCAACCCAACAUCUCUGAAUCUUUCGGGAUAUCACUCUCUACGAGUAUCAACUUUUCAACCAGUCAAAAUGCAGUUCAAGAACAUCAUCUCUGGCGCAGCCGUGCUGCUUGCCUCUGCUCCUGCCGUCAUGGCCGUUGGCUCUGCCACCGUUGUCAACAACUGUGGAUUCCCCAUCUACUACGCUUCCGUCGGCCAGGACUACAAUGCCAACAUGCAACAGCUCCAGGGCAGCUACACCGAGAAGUACAGCCAAGAGGGCGUCGGUAUCUCCAUCAAGCUGUCUCCCAAUGCCACCACCAGCGGCCCUGUCUCUCAGUUCGAGUUCACCUGGGCUGAUGGCAAGGUCUCGUAUGAUCUGUCCAACAUUGACGGCUAUCCUUUCUCUGCCGGUGGUAUGGAGAUUGUCCCUUCCAACCAGAACGAUGCCAGCAACCCUACCUGUGUUUCUGUCGACUGCCCUGCCGGUGAAACCGUCUGCACUGCUGCCUACAACGCCCCUGACGACACCCGCACCAUGGUCUGCGAUCAAGACACCAACCUGGUCUUGACCAUGUGCCCGGGUAGCUCCAGCAAGCGUGAUGUCGAGUCCACCAACGCUGGCCACGUCCACUACCGUGUCCACGCUCGACACCUGCCUACUCGCGCAUAAGCUGAAUGACCGGAUAACGAAACAAAAGACCCAGCAAGAAUGACCUUGUCUUGACACGAAAGUUUUCCAUCCUUUUUCUUCCUUGAGCGCAGCUAGUUCUGCAGCCUUUGAAUGAAACCCUUAUUGUCGCCCUCCGACCAACACCCUUUUUACGCUGCCUGCAAAUACGCUCGUUUACGGCAUGCUCCAUGAGUCGACACAUGGACAUGUCAUCACCCUUGCAGGAUCAGUACCCGAUCUCGACGAUCACUCUUCAACAUCAAACCUCCAGGGCGGCAAUACACCUCCGUGGAAUACUUUUUCAAAUCAUGACUAUACGACAAACAUCAAGAAAGGUCAUUCUAGACUUGCUGGGCUAUGAACCAAUUCAACAAACUUCUCAAUUCUUCAGAAACUUCUUUGGUGAUCUCCGAUCAAGACGAAAUGAACGAAAGGAUGCACAAGUCACGCGAACCCAUGUCAUGAUUCCCUCAAAUGACCAUGAUAAGCGAAGCGAAGCAACGGCGAUGGAUGGAGCAUACACAUGCUAUUCCGGGGUUUGGCCGGAUAGCCUUUUCUUGAUUUUAUUUUCCUUUUCUAGCAAAAUUUAUCGACACGACUUCGGAGGUAUUUUGUGGAUGUUCAAGUUGGGUGCGUGUGUGUCUUGACCAGAUGCCCAGCCCAAUUUAGUCUCCACAAGACCAAAAACCCCGUCGCGUGUGCAGAUGGUGGGAGGAUAAACAUUCUUUACGAGCUUCACCUUGCUCGAUCGUCCCCGGACUUGCAAAUCUCCGGGGUUGAUUUUGGCAGAGGUGUUGCUCCAGUAUAUAGACUUUCGCUUCUUGAUCACACUCUAGGGAACAAAUAGAUGAAAAAGCACUUUGUUGCAUGAAAACUAUAAACUUGUUUCUCACUGUUUUUGAUCAUUGCAAUCUGCCCUGGUGGUGUCGUGUUGUGGUGUGGUUGUGGUGUGGUGUUUUUUGAUUAUGUUGACAACGGAGAUUAGGUUCCGUAGCUAUACCGGACCUUGAUGACGACGCCUGUCUUCUACUCAACGCGGGGCCUAAUUUUCAAUUUCUCCCGCCUCGAAUCGAGACAAUUUACUACUACUACUGGGACUGGACCGUAAUUGCAGCUGAGCAGACCAGACCGGACCAUUUUGCAUCGUAUACUUCAAGGACCUUAGGUCGGGUCGGUGGCUCACCACUGUCCAUUUCGCGGACAUCCCAUCCCUUGCAGUGCUGCUCUCUGUCGUCUGUUUCCGGGCGCCUCCCCCGCCAUCCGAUGUAUGCAUGACACAGUUUACAUGGGUGGAUGGAUGGAUGUACGUACAGCAGGUGGUUGGGCAGUCCAUUAUUUAUUGAUAGAUUGAUUGAUAGCUUGACAUGUCACAGAACUUGAAUUGGUGAUGGGAGACGGCAGACGACGUCUCGAGGCGCCCGGCCCCCAGCCGGGUGUCUUGUUGCGGUGACUGCAGUGCCUACGUAAGCUAUGCAUCUACAGUAUCAACAGAAUAGUAUCUGGUCAUCCAUCCCC